AUGAAAACUAUUGCACUACUCACUGACUUUGGAUAUGGAGAAUAUGUUGGAAUUAUGAAAGGAGUUAUUGCAAACCAUUGUCCAUGUUUAGUUAAUGUUAUUGAUAUUAGCCAUGACAUUUAUCCACAAAGUAUUUUACAAGCCUCAUGGAUUUUAAGUACUGCUAUUCCUUAUUUUCCAGAUAACACAGUGUUUGUUGCUGUUGUUGAUCCAGGAGUAGGUGGAGAUAGGAAUGCAGUAUUAAUUAAAACGAAAACCAUUACAUUAAUUGGACCAAAUAAUGGUAUUUUUACUCAUUCAUUACAACGUUGUAACUUAGAAAUAGAACAUGUUUAUGUUUUAAAUGUUCAAAACGCAUCAUCAACUUUUCAUGGAAGAGAUGUCUUUUCAUUAAAUGCUGCUCGAUUUGUUUUUGAUGGUUCAAUUAAUGGAAUCGAGUCUAAUGAAAAAAUAUAUCAAUUUCCUUUAGUCAAAACAAAAAAUAUUGUUACUAUUGUCUCUAUUGACCAUUUUGGAAAUAUUAUUUCUGAUCAAGAAGGUGAUUACAAUUCAAUUCAAUACAUUCAAACUCAGAAUAAAAGAGAACCAAUUCAUUUUGUUUGUACUUAUGAAGAAGGUGCAAAAAAAGGAUAUUUUCUCAUUGGAUUAAUUGGAAGUAAUAAAACCUUUGAAAUAUCAAUUGUAAAUGGAAAUGCUCAACACUAUCUUAAUGUUCAUAUUGGGGAUCAAAUAAAAUUAAUCUUUUAG
Molecule: messenger RNA, 747 nt
Organism: Entamoeba histolytica HM-1:IMSS
Lineage: Eukaryota; Evosea; Mastigamoebida; Endamoebidae
Exons: 1
Coding region: 1-747 (248 amino acids)
Source: RefSeq, a predicted model, not a curated record